AUGACUGCCCACUCCCUGUUCCUCCUUAUUCUGCUCUCCCUCCCCUCCCUCAGGGCUGGAGGUGAAUUCUCCACCGAGGACGUUGGCCAAGAAGGGAAAGCCGAGGAAGAGGAAAAUAACUCCAAAGGACAGCCUUCUUCAGCAGAAGUGGUGCGAUUGGUCCGGGUGCUGAACGAUGUGCCCAGCGCUGAAGCUUUCAUCCAGGGGGCUCAGUCUGCUGUUGUUGGGUUUCUCAAGGAUCAGGACUCCUCGGAGGCCGAUGCUUUCAAUGAUCUGGUUCAGAAGCUGAGACAAUUGCCUUUUGCCGUAACCUAUAACGCAACAGUUUGGGAGAAGUUUAACAUCAGCAGGAACACCAUCACCCUAUUUAAGAAGUUUGAUGAAGGGCGCGCCGACUACCCCAUCGAGGAAGGUCAUCUGAAGCCGAACGUCACGAAGAUUAUUCGCUUCCUGAGACACAAUGAACUUCACCUGGUGACUGAGUACAACCGAAUGGAUGCAAGCCAGAUCUUUAGGUCGGGGAUUCCUAUACACCUCCUGCUCCUUGUCAGCAAGACGUCAAAAGAAUAUCAACCUCUGCUCGAGGAAUUCAAAGGUGUAGCCCCCGAGUUUCGGGGGAAGGUCAUUUUUGUUCUGGUUGACACAGACAAGAAGGAAAAUCAGCGAGUGACUUCAUUCUUUGACGUGAAGGAACCCGAUCUGCCUGCGAUCUGCCUCUUUCACGUGGCGACUAAUGCAGUGAAGGUGAUGAAGGGCGAAUAUAUCAGCCGGGACACGAUACGGAGGUUCUGUACUGACUUCAUGGAAAGUAAGGAGGAGCUUUACCAGAGCUCCUUGACGCCAUAUGUGGUCAAACGCUGCCCUGAUGUUGAGGACAGUCACCCUCAUCCACCUCAGGAAUCCAGCUUUGGAUCCAUGUCUGAAGCAAGACUGCAAUGGGGUCUGAAGCUGAGUGACCCAAGCGAUAUCCAAGCUGGGCAUCAGUGA
This is a messenger RNA of Pristis pectinata (smalltooth sawfish), 987 nucleotides long. RefSeq names its product endoplasmic reticulum resident protein 27. Gene Ontology annotation, cellular component: endoplasmic reticulum. Bases 1 to 987 code for a protein of 328 amino acids. The record is from RefSeq and is a predicted model, not a curated record. Gene Ontology annotation, biological process: response to endoplasmic reticulum stress; protein folding. The transcript is spliced from 7 exons. NCBI's taxonomy places the organism in Eukaryota, Metazoa, Chordata, Chondrichthyes, Rhinopristiformes, Pristidae.